CUUGAGUCAAGUCUACACCACGCCCCACGCUAGCCACACUCUCCCCCAUGCACAGUUUUGGGUGAUGAUUGUAUGUGUAGGCUACUAUAGUGUGUGCUUCAAAAAAUAAAAAACGUCUCCAUCAUCCACAACAACAAGUUGAGACAACCGCGAAGUAUCAAAAUGGCGAUAAUGCAGAGAUGUUGCUGUUUCGACAAUGUCCGGGCAGGAGCGAUGGCGGCCGCAAUUUACACGCUGGUCUCCGCUGCGGUAUGUUUGGCCUAUGGCGUUUACGAGAUAACAACACUCGCUGGUAUUUCUCAUUUGUAUGGUGUAUCAGAAGCCACUUUCAUUUCGUUGUGCAUUUAUCAGGCCCUCGUGGCACUGGUGUUGAUAGCAUCCAUACUGGUCCUGGUCGGGAUAUCAGUGAACCAGCGUGGGUACCUGAUUAUGUUCAUGGUGAUGAAACCACUUGUCAUCUUGCUUGAGGGAGUAUCAUGCAUCUUGUAUGUCGUCCAGGCUAUAUAUUGUUUUUUUUUACUCGCAAAACAGGCUGGUGGAUAUGUUUACGUAAUGUUAUUGGCGAUCUUGUUGGCAUUUGUCGUCCUGGACGUGUUUUGUUUCCUGGUCGUGACGUCACAGUACCAGGAACUGCGAGAUGGACGCGGUCGCCCUGAGGAUGUCCUUGCUGCCAGGACCACCACCCACACUAUUGUGACCAAUCCUGGUAUGGGUGGCGCAGUUGUUGUAACCCAGCAGCAAGGGUACGUUGUUCCCCAGCAGCAAGGGUACGUUGUUCCCCAGCAGGGCUACCCAGCCCAGCAACCAGGAUACCCGGCCCAGCAACAGGGCUACCCACCCCAGCAACAGGGCUACCCAGCCCAGCAGGGGUACCCACCCGAGCAAGGAUACCCACCCCAGCAGGGGUACCCACCUCCAGGUGAUAACCCCCCAGAGAAGGCUUAAAACAAGCUAUGAGAAGAUGAUCCUGUGUAUUGUCAACUAAGCCUACACGGUCAGGUUUAUUAAAGGCACUGGACACUAUUGGUAAUUACUCAAAGUAUUUGUUAGCAUAAAAACGUACUUGGUAACAAGCA
Messenger RNA from Asterias rubens (European starfish), 1076 nucleotides. RefSeq names its product TM2 domain-containing protein DDB_G0277895-like. The transcript is spliced from 7 exons. Bases 163 to 945 code for a protein of 260 amino acids. The record is from RefSeq and is a predicted model, not a curated record. NCBI's taxonomy places the organism in Eukaryota, Metazoa, Echinodermata, Asteroidea, Forcipulatida, Asteriidae.